This is a messenger RNA of Acromyrmex echinatior (Panamanian leafcutter ant), 549 nucleotides long. RefSeq lists its product as uncharacterized. The record is from RefSeq and is a predicted model, not a curated record. NCBI's taxonomy places the organism in Eukaryota, Metazoa, Arthropoda, Insecta, Hymenoptera, Formicidae.
AGAACACAUAUAAUAUAUACUAUAAUAAUUUUUAAACGAUCAGUACGAAAGGAACGAUCAUUCCGACAACAUCGUUCGUACGCACUUUCCAAGCUUUUUUUCCCGAUCGUGAGAAUGCUCAACAACGCGGAUAUUAUAAAUUAUCUUAUGGAACAGGACGAUCGCGAUGAACAAAGCACGAAGAAGAAAAAAACAGUCGACGAGUCAACUGAUGCGAAUCCAGAUAAAGAUAACAUAUCAAAUAGACAUCAAAUCGCACACCGUCCUACCGUACGCAUUCUCGAGAGAAGAUAUCCGUUAACUGCAACUGGCUACAAAUACUUGAACAUUGGUAUCAAUGUCACACUCCCUUCUUAUUAUCAUUUUGGGAGAGUGUCACGUAUGGCGGACCGUGCGAACAUUGACAACGUAGUCAAUUAUAUUAGAAACGUGGACACGGAACAAUUCGAAAAUAUUAUAGACGAAAUGUUCGAGGAAAUUGAUUUUGACGUAGAUGAAAAUUCCAACGAUUCCGAUUACGUUAGUGAUUUUAGCGAACACGAUCUUUGA